CUCCAGCAAACGAGACAAGAGAAAUGGCGAAUUCAAGCAACGAAUCUCUGAUAAUGACUUUACUGGAACAAAUCAGGGCUUUGGAGGAUGAAAGAGACAAGGCUUUGGAGCUGGCGGGCGAACUUGGGGCGAAGGUUAAAAUGAAUGGUCCGCUAUCAACAGAUUCUAACGAGGACAGAGCUAGUGUUACCUCUAGCAACAGUGAAGAAUCCGAACCGAAACUUGAGAAGUUACGAGAAGAAAAUGAGGUACUGAGAGGAACCAUUGAAACAAUGACACAAACGGUAGUCUUUGAUCUGGAAGAGAUUCGACUCAACGAAGAACAAAGAAGGUUUAAUCUAAAAGAACUUAUCUGCGAACAGCAGAAUGACAAAUCAGGAGAGUCAAACGAGGACAUGGAUGCUAAUAGUUACAGGACAAUGUUGGAUAUGUGUAAAAAGUACUAUGGAAAAAUGGUUGCUGAACUUCAGGAGGAAAGAGGUUCAUUGCAGCAGAAGGUUGAAAAACAGCAAGCUUUGCUCUUAGAAAAAGACAUGAAAAUUACUGAACUUGAGAUGAAGCUCCAGCAAGUUUCCAAAAAGUAGGCAAUGAUUAAGCAAUCUGUUAUAAAACUAUGCAUUGACCAAUAAGCAUUAUUCUAACUCAGCUAGAUUGAAAUAAGCAGCUCUAGAGGUGUUGAAUGGUAUGGGCGGCCAUCACCACCAAAAGUACAAGAUUAUUAAAUGGCACAGACCAAACAUAAAUGGUUUAGUGAUGGUUUGCAAAAUGGAAUAAAUGAUUGACAAAUGA
Orbicella faveolata is the source of this 789-nucleotide messenger RNA. RefSeq lists its product as uncharacterized. The record is from RefSeq and is a predicted model, not a curated record. NCBI's taxonomy places the organism in Eukaryota, Metazoa, Cnidaria, Anthozoa, Scleractinia, Merulinidae.